This is a messenger RNA of Coffea arabica (coffee), 2721 nucleotides long. The record is from RefSeq and is a predicted model, not a curated record. NCBI's taxonomy places the organism in Eukaryota, Viridiplantae, Streptophyta, Magnoliopsida, Gentianales, Rubiaceae.
CCUAACUCCCACGAGAAAAAAAAUUAAAAUAAAAAAAUUCCCUAACCAACUGAUCGACUUUGCUCAUCAUCCCAAAAGAGGAGACAAGAGCAUCAUCAUCAAUAUCAUCACCAUAAACAAAAAGAGAAAACAGAGUAGACCGAAAGGAAGAAAAUCAUCAUCCAUGGCUUCAUCAUCAUCAUCUGCAGUAAAGACAGAGGCAGUUGAUGCUACACUAGCUGCACUUGGAUUUGUGUUUGAAGAGCUUUCAGCUGACAAAGUCUCAGGCCACAUUCAAGUGUCCCUCAAAUGCUGUCAGCCAUUCAAGGUCCUGCAUGGAGGAGUCUCAGCUCUGAUUGCAGAGUCGUUGGCAAGUAUAGCAGCCCACAUGGCAUCCGGGUUCAAAAGGGUUGCUGGGAUUCACCUUAGUAUCAAUCAUGUCAAGAGUGCUCAUUUGGGAGACCUUGUCUUUGCUGAGGCUACUCCUGUUAGUCUUGGCAAAACCGUUCAAGUCUGGGAAGUGAAGCUCUGGAAGAUUGGUACUAGUAGAAAUACCUUCUCUAAUUCAUCAGAAGAAAGAUCUUUGACUGCUUCAUCAAGGGUUACUCUUUUGUGUAAUUUGCCUGUCCCAGAAAAUGCUAUACUCUGAAGAAGUAUGCUAAAUUAUGAAUCCCACUUCUUGAAGUUGUACAUCAUGUCUUAUACAAUCAAUAAGAAACUCAAAUCAUUUGCUGCACAAUCAUUGCACGGCUAUUUGCAGAAUUCGCAGAUAUCUGAAGAUUUUGGGGAGUAUCAUGAACCCCUUCCUUCAUGAUGUAACUUAUAGUCAGUAGUCACCUCAUGCUCUGUGCAGGAUAAGAAUUGCUGUCUUAUGUCCUUAACAAGUAAUCACCUGAACCUGUGUUUCCAUAUUACAUAUGGUGAGAAUUGGAGGUUCUGGAAUUGAAGUUAUGUGCCAUGGUGCGUCAAGACAUCAACAUGCUGCCAGGAUAAGAGUCGCUGAAACUCGUAUAAAAUUUGGUUGAAUUGUUAUUGCCCUUAGCUGACCUUUUGGAUGUAUGGAGGACUUCCAUAGCUGCUUUGACAUCUUGUUUCCACUGUUCUCACUUUCUGAUGUUUGUUAUAGAAGUAUCCUAGUAUGCUAUGUUAAAACAGGGACAGGUAAUGGUACAACAAUUCAUAUAUUGCUUGCUUGCCCCUUUGCUUGAUUUAUAUCCCUACAUGGAUUAUAAUAUGCUUAUCCAGAUUUUAGUGAAGACUCUCAUAUCUAUAGUUCUAAACUUUCAAAAAGCAGCUGUCAAGUAGCUACAGGAUUUCUCACUGGAACAAGGCACAGGCAGACCAUGGCUUCAGAAAGAUUAGAUAAGAAUGAUGUUUGGAGAUGGCUAUUCCCAAGCUGUUAUUUCAGUUUUCUCUCAAAAUUAUUCCCCAUUGCAGCAGGAUUAGUACCUGCUAGUCACUUAUGCAAUGUGGUUAACCUUCACUUUUGGCUUGCUAGAGACAACAUCGUAGACAGGAGCAUGGUUGUUUGCAUGUCUGCCUCGUUUUACCCUUUUUCCUUCAAAUGACACGAAUGCUAGGCAAUUGUCUGCCAAGUAACAUUCAAAUUCAACUUGUUUGGAAUGUAAAAAUAACCAAUAUACUGAAGCGCAAUAAAUAGAUUGAUAAUAGAGAUAGGUUGCUGAGCCCUUUUGCCGGAGUUAGCUACCAGGCUUCUGUUAUUUAUUUUGUGUUUGCUUUCCAAAUUUUGCGUUUACUUUCCAAAAUUGAACUGGCAGGUGCAAGAACAUUUUGGUAGCGGAGACUGUUAAACAUCCUGUAUAUAAAGAUAGAAAUUGACAGCUCUUAUUAUAUUCACAUGUAGUUUUACAGGCCUCAAUCCUCCAAUAUGUACAAGCAUAUUCCAGGAUAUAGUAUCCAGCUUUGUGAUUAUGGUAAUCUGACAAACUCUGAUCUUGGAGGAAGCUAAGAUGUCACAGCAAUCUUCUGAUACACAAAUUAAGAUGGCAAAAUUAUCAUGAAGGAAAUUGCUCAAAAUGUUGAAACGGGGAUGCCACUUCGAUUCUUUGUCAGCAGGGAAGUACUUUCACAAUCAUUUCCUUCUCAGAUGUGGCGUUUAGUUGCAGAUUUUACAUCAACAUUGAGGACCAGGGAAAGCAUCCAUGAAUUGUACCUAUCUUUAAGAACAUUGCUUAAUUUUGAUUCUGAAUCCAUGAGCAUUUGCUGGUUGCUAAUGAUCAUCAGGUCACAUUCCUGGGAAGCCUGGUGGACAAAAUUACCAUUCUGUGGCUGUCUUUAACAACUGAGCGGGUACAUCCUCUUGUCAGCUCAGCAUAUCAUGUCAAGUUCAAGCUGAGCAAUAGCAACUGUUAUGAUAGGGAUAGCAUUCUUGGCGUGGCUACCACGUUCAGGAACCAAAGGAGGAAAUGAUUAACAAAGUAAUGAUGAUUGUAUCUACAGAAUCACGCUGCAUAUUUAAUCGAAUUGAUCCAAACCAUUACAACACAUUGUCACUGGGCCAAUUGAUGUUCUUAAAAUUGAGAAGAUGGGAUUACUAAGCAUGACUUCUGACAGAGUUUGAUUGGAAAAUGAUUGAACAGCAUCAAGAACACAAAUGCAGCCUCUUGACUCUUGUGCCAGCUAGAUAGCACAAGUCUUCGUCUUUUCUUUUCUUUCCUGCUUUUCCCUGAUGCAGUUUUAAUCAAAUUCCUUGUCCCAAAGUCCAUGUUCAUUGAAUAGCAA